AUGGUUGCUCAAUUUCUCAAGAACCAGCAAAGGGAUGCAUACCAAUGUGAGAACGUGGGAGCUUCUCAUGGUAAGGAUAAAGAGGAGUGUAAUGGUGAUAACACUCACAAGCAGCAAGGAGAAGUCAACUACAUUGAUGCUAGAGAGGAAAGACUUGAAGCUAUGAUGCAACAGCUAAUGGAAAAUCAACAACAUAUGAUGGAAAGACAAGAGCAAAACGCCCAAGAGAUUGAAAACCUUGAGUUCAAAAUGGCGAACGACUAUGGUCAUCUCAACAGAAAAGAUGAUGAGAUAUUUGCAAAGCUCUUUGAUCUAACCAAUCAUGUGAAGAUGCUUGAGGUACAAGUUGCUCAAAUAGCAGAAGGUAUGAAGAGGCAAGAGGGUUUUCUUCCAAGUAAGACUGAGUUAAAUCCAAGAGUUUGCAAAGUUAUCACAACUCAGAACAAGGACGUAGUCUCACCAGCCCCUAGAGAUCAUUCAACCCUCAAAAACCCAUUGGAAUGGCCUGAAGAUGAUGAGCCAAUCUACAAGGGACCUCAUCAAAGAAAGCUGCAUAAGAUGGAAGAUCCAGGGCAAUUUGUUUUCCCAUGCACAAUCAAUGGUAUGGAUUUUAUUGAUUCCCUCUGCGAUACAGGAGCUAAUGUGAAUGUUAUGUCUAAGCUUAUAGCAGACGAGCUUGGAAUAGUUGACAUUAAAGACUCUCAAACAUCACUGAAGUUUGGAAACGCCUCUACUAUUACCCCAUAUGGCUUUGCUCAAGAUAUAUUGGUACAAGUGGGAGGUUGUCUUGUUCCUACAGAUUUUCAUAUUCUAGAGAUGAAUGAGGAACCCCUAACGCCAUUGGUUUUUGGUAGUUCCUUCCUUGCAACAGUUGGAGCUAAUGUGGACUAUCCAAACCAAAGAGUUUCUUUCUCUAGAGUAAAGAAAAGAGUCUUUUAUCCAGCAGUCCCUACCAAGAGCUCUUAUUGUAUAACCAUUAGGAAUGGCAGCAGAUUGAGUUUAGACCAUGGAGAAGAGAAGGAGAAGCCUCAAAACGUUUCCAAGCAAGCUCUUUACAUAAGAUCUUAUGAAGUUACCAAAUCAGUGAACUCUGAUCAUGAAAGUUGCUUAAGAGACAAGGUUUCGACUGUGAUGCCUAAAGAGUAUGAUGCAGAUAGUUCUAAGGAAGUUUUCCACCUUGAGAAACGUCCUAGAGCACCUCCAAAACCAGCACCAUCCGACACUCCUUGGUUUAGAUACAUUGCCAACUAUCUUGCUGCUGAUCAUCCACCACCCCAAUUCUUUGGCUACAAGAAGAAGAAAUUCUUACGUGAUGUUAGAAGCCGUUUAGGAGAUAUCACGUUUGUACGGAAGACUGGUCCACAGCCGGCCGAACGCACUCGGCCGGACAGGAAGGGUAUUGGCUUCGCUCGGCCUUCUCCAGGACCGAUCCGGCCGCACGACCGCACCGUCCGACCCGGGAGGCAAUGGACCAAUCGACCGAGAUCAUCACAUCACGGCCGACCAGACCGUGCGACCCGGGAAGCAAAGGACCGCGCUCGACCCGAUCUCCGCGAACAAGAAGCCCACUUAUGCAGUUUUGACUUUUCUCAGCCCAAUUAA
Molecule: messenger RNA, 1602 nt
Organism: Microthlaspi erraticum
Lineage: Eukaryota; Viridiplantae; Streptophyta; Magnoliopsida; Brassicales; Brassicaceae
Source: the annotation of a GenBank genome assembly